AUGAGUACACUUCAUAGACUUGAAGUCCUUGUCCUCAAAUCCAAUAAGUUAUUUGGACAGGUCACAAAACCUCUUGCACAAGAAAAAAGUAGUUGUGCAUUUCCAAGGGCACAGAUUAUUGAUAUCUCCUCAAACAGCUUCUAUGGCGCAUUGCCCCAAGACCAAUGGUUUAAGAAGUUGGAGUCAAUGAUAUUUAGGGAUCCAAAUAUGUCAUUGAUCAUGGAUCAUGAAUUGCCACAAACAAGUUCCACCUAUAAAUAUACCGCUGCAGUCACAUAUAAAGGACGUGAUACCACCUUUGAGAAGAUACAAAGAACACUUGUAUUCAUCGAUUUCUCCAACAACGCAUUCAAUGGUAGCAUCCCUGCUGCUAUUGGGGAACUUGGUUUGCUACAUGGGCUCAACAUUUCACAUAACUUUCUCACUGGGACGAUUCCAUCUCAACUCAGUCAUUUGCACCAGUUGGAAGCUCUAGACCUGUCCUCCAAUGAGCUUUCGGGGGAGAUCCCACAGGAGUUAGUGUCGUUGGACUUCCUCACGACAUUAAACUUGUCCAACAACAGGCUGGUGGGAAGCAUACCGAUGUCGCCUCAUUUCUUGACAUUCUCCAAUAGGUCAUUUAUGGGAAACAACGGUUUGUGUGGACCUCCAUUGUCAAAAGAGUGCAUCAACACAACAACAACAAAUGUGGUGUCACAUCGUUCCGACAAGAAAUAUGUGGACAUUAUGUUGUUCAUGUUUUCUGGAUUGGGAUUUGGUGUAGGGUUUGCAAUUGCAAUUGUAGUGAUAUGGAGAAAACCCAUUAGAAAAUGAUC
Messenger RNA from Phragmites australis (common reed), 815 nucleotides. Its product is annotated as receptor-like protein 9DC3. NCBI's taxonomy places the organism in Eukaryota, Viridiplantae, Streptophyta, Magnoliopsida, Poales, Poaceae. Gene Ontology annotation, molecular function: protein binding. The transcript has a single exon. Bases 1 to 813 code for a protein of 270 amino acids. The record is from RefSeq and is a predicted model, not a curated record.